AACCAGAAGAAAACAAUGGCAAAUCGAAAUUGUUGUUCAUUGUUAUUAACACAAUCAACGACAUUAUCAUCAUCAUCAUCGUCACCACCAACAAUUAGAAUGAAAUAUCAAUUACUAACACCAUUAACAACAACAAUGUCUAAAGAAAAUAAUAACGAAACGGAUGAUGUUGCAAAAGAUCCUGGUUCGAUGUCCAAUCGUCCAACAUCGGAAACCGAUGUUGAAGGACAUCGUGUAUUUCAUGGUUAUGGUGUUCAUGUACCUGGUUCAGGUACAAGACGUCGUCCAGGUAGCGGUGGUGGUGGUGGUAGUAAUGGUAAUAAUGGUAAUGGUCAUCGUCGUAAUCGUAAAAAUGGUUCAUCAAAACGUUCAAAAGAUUCGGAAGAUGAAUCGGAUUCGGAACUUAUGCGACCUUCGGAUCGUGUACAUUUUAUUUUGGGUGAAGAUGAUACAACUGGUGGACAUGAAUCACAUCCAUUAUUUAGUGAAAUGGCUGAAUUAGUAUCAACAAAUGAAGAAAUGGAAUGGCGUGAAACUGCUCGUUGGAUUAAAUUCGAAGAAGAUGUUGAAGAAGGUGGUAAUCGUUGGUCAAAACCACAUGUCGGUACAAUUUCCUUGCAUUCAUUAUUUGAAUUACGUAGCUGUAUUUUGAAUGGUACGGUUUUAUUGGAUUUAGAAGCAUCUAGUUUGGAUCAGAUUGCAGAUUUAAUGCUUGAAAGUAUGGUACAAAAUAAUCAAUUAUCAUCGGAUGUAAUACCAAAAGUAAAAGAUGCAUUAUUACGUCGUCACCGACAUCAACAUGAACGUCGUCAUCAUGGUGAUUCAAAAAAUCGUUUGCCAAUUAUUCGAUCGUUGGCCGAUAUUGGUAGAAAUUCCAGUAGAAGUAUGUUUGGAUCGCACAGAUCAUUGGAUAAAAUCCUAUCCGAUGUUCCACCACCACCAUCAUCAUCAUCAACAACAACAACAUUGACAUCAUCAUCAUCACAACAACCACAACAACAACAACAACAAUCAUCUAUUACAACAUCAUAUUCAAAUCCAACAUCACCGAUUCCAAGUACCGGUACCGGUAAUGUUUGUCAUUCAUUAUCAUCAUCAUCAACAUCAACAAUACCUGUAUCAUCAGCUCAACAACAACAACAAAAUUUUAAAGGAAAAAAUACAUUAGGUGUACCGGCACGUAAAGGUGCUAAUAUUACUGCUCAUAGCGAUUCAUCAAUGCCACAAAGUCCAAGCGCUCAUUCAUUACAAGCACAAGGUUCGGAUGGACAACAUUUAUCCGGUAGUGGUGCUUCUUCAUCCGAUCUUCAACAUAAACUAAAUCAAGGUUUUAUGCGAAAAAUUCCACAUGGCAGUGAAGCCGAUAAUAUUCUUGUUGGUGAAAUUGAUUGUAUUGAUCAUUCAAUUUCAGCAUUUAUUCGCCUUAAAAAUGCUUGCUAUCUUGGUGAUUUAACUGAAGUGCCCGUACCGACACGUUUUUUGUUUGUUCUACUUGGUCCACACAGCAUUCCCGGACGUUAUCAUGAAGUUGGUCGUGCAAUGGCAACAUUAAUGUCUGAUGAUGUUUUUCAUGAUGUUGCUUAUAAAUCAAAAUCACGUGAUGAUUUAUUAGCUGGUGUUGAUGAAUUUUUGGAUGCUGUUACUAUUUUACCACCUGGUGCAUGGGAUCCAUCAAUUCGUAUUGAACCACCUGUACAAGUACCAUCACAAGAAACACGUAAAAAACCACAAGAAAAAGAAGCUGAAAUUGAUUCCGAAGAAGAAGAAGAAAUUGAACGUGAACGUUCUGGUUUGAAAAGAUCUGGUAGAAUUUUUGGUGGUUUAAUCAAUGAUAUUAAACGAAAAUAUCCUUGGUAUCUUUCGGAUUUUACCGAUGCAUUUGUAUUACAAUCAGUUGCAUCAAUAUUUUUCUUGUAUUUUGCUUGUUUAACACCAAUCAUUACGUUUGGUGGUUUACUUGGUGAUGCUACUGGAAACAAUGUUGCAACAAUGGAAAGUCUAUUAACUGGUGCUAUUUGUGGUAUAUUGUAUGGUCUAUUUUCUGGUCAACCAUUAACAAUUUUAGGUAGUACUGGUCCUGUAUUGGUAUUUGAAACAAUUCUUUAUGAUUUUUGCAAACGACAUGAUCUACAUUAUUUAAACAUUCGUUUAUGGAUCGGUUUAUGGAUGGCAUUCUUUUUAUUAGUUAUGGUUGCAUUAGAUUAUAGUGCAUUAGUUUGUUAUAUAACUAGAUUUACUGAAGAAAAUUUUGCCACAUUAAUUUCAGUCAUUUUUAUUUUUAAAGCAUUUGAAAAUCUAUUCCAUAUUGGUAAAGAAUAUCCGGUUGAUAGGUAUCCUGAUAUACCUAAAAAUUAUCUUUGUAAUUGUUCAAUUGAUGGUGAAAUAUAUGAAUUACAACGAACAUUUAGAAAUGAUACAGCAUUACGUGAAUGUAAAUUAUUAGGUGGAACAUUGAUUGGUGAUGGUUGUUCAACACCUACCUAUCUGCCAAAUGUUUUCCUUUUUUCAUGCAUAUUAUUUGUUGCAACAUAUGCUAUAUCGGUUUUCUUGAAAGAAUUUAAAACGGCACCAUUUUUUUCAACAAAAGUUCGACAAAUUAUAUCAGAUUUUUCUGUUGUAAUUGCUAUUGCAUCAAUGACAGCAUUCGAUAUGUGGGUACAUAUACAAACACCAAAAUUAUAUGUACCGGCACAAUUUAAACCAACACGUGAUGAUCGUGGUUGGUUGAUACCAUUUUUUCAUGAAAAAAAUCCCGUUUGGUUAAUACCAUUAUGUUGUAUACCGGCUUGUUUUUCAACUAUACUUAUAUUUAUGGAUCAACAAAUUACAGCUGUUAUUAUUAAUCGUAAAGAAUAUCGUUUAAAAAAAGGAUGUGGCUAUCAUUUAGAUUUAUUUGUAUUAUGUAUAUUGAUUGCAAUUGCAUCAAUAAUGGGUUUACCAUGGUUUGUUGCUGCAACCGUAUUGGCAAUGACACAUGUUAAUUCAUUAAAAGUUGAAUCAAAAACAUCGGCACCGGGUGAAAAACCACAAUUUUUAGGUGUAUUAGAACAACGUGUUACAAAUAUUAUGAUAUUUUUAUUGGUCGGUUUAUCCGUAUUUUUUACACCCGUACUAAAACAUAUACCAAUGCCUGUAUUGUUUGGUGUAUUUUUAUAUAUGGGUACUUCAUCAUUAAAAGGAUCACAGUUUUUCGAACGUAUUCUCAUCAUAUUUAUGCCACAAAAAUAUCAACCAGAUUAUGUUUUCUUACGUUAUGUACCAACAUGGAAAGUUCAUAUGUUUACAUUAAUACAGAUUAUUUGUUUCUUAUUAUUAUGGGCAGUUAAAUCAUAUAAAAAGAUUUCAAUCAUGUUUCCGCUUAUGUUAUUAGUUAUUGUCAUUGUACGUAAAUUAUUAGAUUUUGUUUUCACACGUCAAGAAUUGAAAAUAUUGGAUGAUAUUAUGCCCGAAUCAACUAAACGUAAAAAGAUUGAAGAAAAAGAAUUAUUACAAAAAAAUGAAGAUGAUAAAUCUGGACCAGGUGGUGGUGGUGGUGGUAUUGGUGGCACUGCUGUAGGUUUAUUACCUAAUACAAGUUCAGGAAAUGUUACAAUACCAUUAGCCAAUGGUAAUGUAUUGAAAAUACCAGUCAGUAAAAUUGGUUCGGAAGAAGAAAAAGAACCAGAUAUAAAUAUUACUGAACAAUUAGCUAAAUCAAAUGCAUGGCGUUCAAUCAAUCAUGAUUCAAAUGGUACACAAACAAAACCACCAACAACAGCAGCACAGAAUGGUGGUAGUAGUGGACAAAAGAAAAAAAAUCGUGUGAAUAAAAAAGAUGCCAAAAGUGAAGAAGAACAAAAACGUUUAUCAACAAUGAGAGAAGAAGAUGAUGAAGAAGAUUGUGGUAUAACAAUAAAAGUUGAUGCACCAACACCAGUACCAACGGCUGUUAAUUCACCAAAAGAUGAAUCAUCGAAAAAUAAUGAAACACCUGUUUAAAUUAUGAAAAAAAAUCAAUCAAUCAAUCAAUCAACAGAUCGAUUCAAUGUUUUAUGCUCGACAUUCACAUACACACACAAACACACAGAAUCCAGAUUCAAAAAAAAGGCAGCAAAAUCUAAAUUUACAAAUAAAUUUACAACAAAAAAAAAAUUCAAUAAAGUAAUACAAAUGUAAUACAAUCAUUUUCUCUCUCUUUCUCUGUCUGUGUGUGUGUGUGUGU
Molecule: messenger RNA, 4201 nt
Organism: Dermatophagoides pteronyssinus (European house dust mite)
Lineage: Eukaryota; Metazoa; Arthropoda; Arachnida; Sarcoptiformes; Pyroglyphidae
Product: electroneutral sodium bicarbonate exchanger 1-like
Biological process (GO): monoatomic anion transport; transmembrane transport; regulation of intracellular pH
Cellular component (GO): plasma membrane
Molecular function (GO): solute:inorganic anion antiporter activity; monoatomic anion transmembrane transporter activity; sodium:bicarbonate symporter activity
Source: RefSeq, a predicted model, not a curated record